Macadamia integrifolia is the source of this 1129-nucleotide messenger RNA. RefSeq names its product ervatamin-B-like. Gene Ontology annotation, cellular component: lysosome. NCBI's taxonomy places the organism in Eukaryota, Viridiplantae, Streptophyta, Magnoliopsida, Proteales, Proteaceae. Gene Ontology annotation, molecular function: cysteine-type endopeptidase activity. The coding region runs from base 30 to 971 and encodes 313 amino acids. The transcript has 4 exons. The record is from RefSeq and is a predicted model, not a curated record.
AAGUUCCACACUAAAGCAUCAAAGCAGUAAUGGAUAUGGGAAUGGUUGCUGUUUUUGUUUCUCUCUCACUACUGCCUCUAGUUGUUCCUGGGUUAGCCCAGAUCUGUUUCAACUUCGACGAAUUCGUCACCCCCUCACCAUCCCCUUCGCCCUCACCCUCGCCCUCGCCCUCACCCUCGCCCUCAGUGGGGCAAAUGCUGAACAAUAUGUUCAAAGCCAAGGCAAAGUAUGGCCUUCCUGACUCUGUCGAUUGGACGAAGAGCGGGGCCGUCACCAGUGUCAAGGACCAAGGGACAUGUGAAAGUGGGUGGGCUUUCUCGGCAGUGGCUGCCGUUGAGGGCAUAAACCAUAUCGUGACGAAUACACAACUACUGAAUCUUUCAGCGCAACAGCUGGUGGAUUGCGACAAAAGCAGCAAAGCUUGUUGUGGAGGGAGCUAUAUUACUGCUUUUGCCAAAAUCCUGGAAAUGAACGGGAUAACCACAGAGGAUCACUAUUACUACAGAGACGCGACUUCGAUCUGUACCAACGACGACAAUCGGACUUGUCAUCACAAUUUGGUGGUUGAUCCUUUGGUAACAAUUGAUGCCAUGUGGUGCGUAGAUCCAAAUGACGAGACUGCCUUGAAGGAAGCUGUUGCUCGCCAACCUAUAUCCGUGACCAUUGAUAUUGGUGAAGAUUUCAAAAACUACCAAGGGGACGAGGUAAUCCAGAAUCCAAUAUUUGAAGGACCGUGCGGGAACCAAAGUCAUGCAGUGACUAUUGUGGGCUAUGGUACUCAAGAAGAAGAUGGAACUAACUACUGGUUGGUGAAGAACUCGUAUGGAACACAAUGGGGUGAAAAUGGUUACAUUAAAAUGAAGCGUGAUAUCCCAGACCAAGCUGGACUAUGUGGCAUAGCCACAAAACCCUGGUUUCCCAUCAAAUUUCCCUCACAACCAAAUGUUACUCCUCUUGCAAGUGCCCAGUGAAUCUUCUCUAUCUACGCACUCGAAGACCUACUACUGCUACUCUGAGGAAUGCAUGCAUGCAUGCAUUAUGUGAUAUUAUAGUAUAUGAAUAAAUAUCUACGUACGUAUAUGUACUGUAUGUUUCUUCUAAUCAGACGGUGUACGUGCUAAAUAAAUAA